UUAGGUUAAGUUAGUGUGUUUGGAUUUGUAAAAUGACUGAUUGCAAGGAUAUUUUUAUUGAAUUUCGUUGUAAAUAAUAAGUAAUAGUGUUCGUAAGUGUAGGUCGGUUACGUGAUCGCGUGGUGGUUUUGAUUGCAGUGUCCCUCGCGUUCUCAUUCAGAUGCCAGUAUAACCUUGACACGUUUUCCCGCGCUAGCACCCCAACCUUGUUUUCAGUUGCACUCUCUUGACAUUUACCGCAAAAGCGGGUUCUCUUUUGCUAAUUAGCGAUACUGUGUGAAUAAAUACUCCUUGGAGAUUGUUAUUAUGGAUGUAAAUACCUACUUCUCUCAAUAAUUAAGUUUGAGUAGUUUAGUCAUGAUGAGUGACGUUAAAAACGAUUGUAGAAUGUUCGUAGCGUAAUAUAGUUGGAAAUAAUUCUCGUAGGAUUAAUGAUUAAGUCCGUAAUAAUGGAAUCCUUGUGACCGUUUGAGUGAGGAGUGAGCCAGCGUCUUCAAAAUGAGAAUUUCAAAAGGUGCCAGCAACAUAGCCCUAGGCCUUGGAAUUAUCAUAGCAACGCUUCUCAGCCUCACCGACUGCGACCUCAUAACCGAAGCACCGAAGACCAAAGAAGUAUACAUUUACCAACGAGAUAGCCCCAAAGAUGUACCAGAGCCUGAACUUCUACCAGUUUUACAUGGCAAUGAUACUAGAUGUCGAAUCUCGGAGUAUUUGUGUGCAAACAAGAAAUGUAUACCGAUAAAUCGAUUCUGUGAUGGUACGAAUGAUUGCGGAGAUUCGUCUGAUGAGCCGAGACAUUGCACACGCUGUAACAAGACUUACUACGGUGAUAUCGGAAGAACAUAUGAGCUGGAAUUACAUCGUCCUCGCGAGGGUCUGGUUCCUUACGUCUGUCUCCUCACUAUCACAGCUGCUGGCGGGAUACAUGGUGAUUUGGUGCAGGUCCUCUUCGAUAGCUUCACUCUUGGGCGCUUCACCUCCUUCACAGAAGACGGCUGUCCAGAUGGCUACAUGCAGAUCCAAGAAGCCAGCAGACCACAAGUCGGAGGCUCGUGGUGUGGAACUUCCUGGGGCCCUUCCAUCUACUACAGCGAAACAAAAUCUAUCACCCUCAUCAUACGACUCUUGCAUUUAUCGAAGGAACAAAAUAACUAUAAUUUCGACUUCAGAAUGGCUUAUAAGGUUUUGAGAAGGGAAUAUGCCACCGUCCGAUACGGAGGGACCCCUCCUUCGGAACGGCCUUUUUUCAAACUGAGGCCAAUGCCUUAUCCCGUAAACAUAUCACGCGGCGAGGAUACGACUGUAGCCAAGACGACAAAAACUCCAGAGUAUUACCUCGGGGAUUUGAUUUCUGGAACUUAUUGCUCACGGAUAUUCAGCGACUGUGAUCGUAAAAAUUGUAGGUUACAGUCACCAAAUUUUCCCGGUGUGUACCCUAGAAACCUGACAUGUUACUAUGCGGUGCGACAACACGAAGUGCCUCAAGGAAAGCACGCCCUUAUAGUUGUUAAACAGCCGAACGGCCAACUAGUUUCCAUUAGGAGCCAGAAGGCUUUGUACGCAGCGCAACAAGAACGGGGUAAUAAUGGACGAGAGCUGAAAUUUUGGCAACAAUGUGACGAAGUUCAAGACUAUGUAACGGUUUACGAUGGCUAUACAACAAGAGAUCCAGUCAUAUUGAGAUUUUGUGGAGGAGGUGUAUCCGUUCCCGAGGCGAUAUCGAGUGGUCCUGAAUUGUUAGUAGAAUUUACGACUUCACCUUUCGGAACGUUUUUACAACCAGUAACGUCACAAUCUCUUCAUGGAUUUCAGCUGGAAGUUGAGGUCAGGUUUGUGGAUCAACAGUCGCCGACGUACGCGAAGAACAAAAGGGCCUGCGAGUUUUGGAUUAGAGGGACAGGCCGAGGGGUUUUGGAACACCCGCAACAUUCCUUGCCUCCGAAUACCACAUGCCUUUACCACAUGCAAGGAAUAGACACCUCUGGCCCCUCGGGUCGCAACAUAAUUUACAGAAGGCCCUCAUUUUCAGCUCCACGUUUCAGAGUGUGGUUUUCAGUAUUGAAAUUUUAUGUGACAAACGCUUUAAAUCCUAACUUGCCCGAGGACGAGUACUGUGGGAGCCAUUUGAAUAUAUGGGAUGGUCCGAUGAGAAUAUCGCCCGGUUGCAGCGAUAUAUUUUGCGACAAAGAGAGGUCAGUGCAGAUGUCUCGGGCGACCUCCCCUCAAUCAGUAAUAGUGGGUCGUCCCCCAACAAAUGCUACCUUAGUUGCAAGGUUCUGUCGGGAGCGUGCCCCAAGGACAUGCGAACACGCGUUAUUACGAAGAUCCAGGGCCUGUGCAAAAACAGAAAGUUUUCUUUCUAAAGGGGACUCAUUGACAUUGGAGCUAAAAUUGACGCAGGGGACCGCAUUGAAACCAGUUUACUUCAAAGCGCUUUAUGAGUUCGUGGACUUACAUCAAGAUGGAGAGCCCUGGGGUCGGGGGUCUUGUUCCAGACGAUUUGCUUCACGUUCGUUCCCAGAAGCACCUCCUGAUCCACCGAUAACGUUUUCAUCUCCACGAGACGUAUUUCUGUAUGGAAGAGGAGGAAAUCGAAAUAUUAGUUGCACUUAUCGCUUCGAAGCAAAUCCCGGUGAAGUAAUAAGAGUUCGAGUAUGGGGGAUACGGAGUGGAGGGCGACUGUGCCGGUCUGUUCAUUCUGCUCAUUCACCAUGGUACCGCUGCGCUGGGGACAUUACUGCAGCCGUCAGAAUCUUCGACAAACCCUGGAGAGACGCUGGUUCAAGAAUACCUAGGGACUGCUUGUGCAGUGACGUUGGCGAUUACGAAUUCACAUCUCUAUCCACGGUUGCUGAGCUCAGAUUUGACGUCGUCAACAUGACUGCUUCUGACGACUUUAGAUCGUUUGGAUUCGAAGCUUCUGUAGAAUUUGUACGAUUGGAAGCUGGAUGUGAAACCUCUCAUCGAGUUUAUGGUGCUAGCGGAGAAUUGAGACUUGCUUCUUCAAAUCCGAUGUCGGAAUCGGAACGCUGUGAACGUCGUCCAUGGCUGAUUGAUCCAUCCCCAGGCCGGUACCUCUACCUCCAAAUCCGAGGAAGCAUCAUCAGGGAACCAGAAUUAGAUAACUUCACUCUUCUAAAUAAUAUCACUGUGGCUCCAGAUAUGAGACACCUUUGCAGAACUCCUAAUCGAAUAGCAGUUUACACUGGAGGUCUUGCUCCUACUUUUAUUUGUCCUGAACCUCCUGAAGAACAGAUGGAAGAUAUGGUGGAAGUUUUCUCUGAUGGUUGGUCCAGAGAAGUGGAUCCUCUUGCUCGACACGUGUUUGCUUCUCCCUCUGCCUCCGAUCACUUCGACUUGGACUGGCCAAGAUCAUUGAGUGUAGAACUCAUUGCUGUAGAACCUGCUUCCUAUUAUGUUACGUGGUUGGAACUUUCUAGAAGACACGCAAGUUCCCACGGCGGCGUGUUCGCGCUGUCGGACGAGUGCGAGUACCGGUGCGCGUCGCUGGACGCCUGCAUCGCGGCGGCGCUGUGGUGCGACGGCACGCCGCACUGCCCGCGCGGGGACGACGAGCGCCUCGCGCACUGCUCCGCCCUGCUGCGGGCGCCCGCGCACCUGGCACUCAUGUUUCUAGCGCUCACACUACUUGCUGCUUUUGCUGUGAUAACCGCAGCUCGUUCCUGCCGGCGGCGUCGGUCCGCGCUGCAGCAGCGGCUGAAGAGCCUGUCGUCAGACACAGCCAUCUUCGACGAAAAAGAAGUGAUUUGCUGACCAAGCGAGGACUCUGUGCGAUACGUGGAAAUAGAUCGUGUCACCACUGUGUGACCGCCUUCCCGCGCAGAGUCCAAACAAUACUUAAUUAUUAUGAUAAAAUUUUCGAAAUGGUGGACAACCACUUCUAAAGGUAGCCACGUAGUAAAAUAUAUUUGACCGAUUCCUCUAAGUAGUGGGUCAAUUGUUGGUUGAUUGAGGGUAUAGCAUAAUGAAUUUGAAUUGAAAUUUUGUGAAAAACAAAAUUGUAACUCAUAGAUAGAAAGUUGUACGAAAAUAAUGCGACCGAUGUCUAUGAGAAGAAUAAUGUAAAUAAAUGUGAUUAUUAAUAAAGUAGAUAAUGUUAGUGCGAAUAUAUUUGGACCAAGUGCUGUCGAUCGGUGGCCAAGACUUGGCCAAACUUGGAGUUGGGUCGUUGAUAUAAAUAAGUUGGUUUUUGAGAUAGUAACCGACUUACAGAUGAUGAAUCGGAAAGUUGAAUAGACUAGAUAUUUCUUAGCUACUUUUGAAAUUUAAGAUAAUACCUACAAGUUGUGUUAUUGUAGUAUCCUCAGCCUGUACUUUGGUCGUAUUGAUGCAAUAGAGAUGAUGACAGGGUAUGAAAAUUAAAAAUCUAAAUCUAAAAUCCGUCAGUUAGGUAAUGAA
This is a messenger RNA of Spodoptera litura, 4419 nucleotides long. RefSeq names its product low density lipoprotein receptor-related protein-like protein (gene Lrpl). The record is from RefSeq and is a predicted model, not a curated record. Gene Ontology annotation, molecular function: protein binding. NCBI's taxonomy places the organism in Eukaryota, Metazoa, Arthropoda, Insecta, Lepidoptera, Noctuidae. Gene Ontology annotation, cellular component: plasma membrane.